Molecule: messenger RNA, 1673 nt
Organism: Aaosphaeria arxii CBS 175.79
Lineage: Eukaryota; Fungi; Ascomycota; Dothideomycetes; Pleosporales
Exons: 1
Coding region: 250-1590 (446 amino acids)
Source: RefSeq, a predicted model, not a curated record
AUCUGCGUAAAGAACCGUUGAACGCUACCCUAUCAUCGGAAUUCUGGGCACCCCUUUUCGCAUGUUACGGGAUAUUAAUUUGGCUGGAUUAUAUAUCACCCUUCUGCAGCAGUAGCGCAGCCGUUGCCGCUGCAUACGAUUGUCACCGCAUUUCUUGGACUUGCCUGCCUCGAUCACCCUUGUCACCACACUGGAGGGCUCAGCUUCAGCCCCAGACGUCCGCUUCUACUCGGCAGCUCUACAUUUAGGAUGCUAUUGACCGCUUCAACUUCGCAUGCAUGCUAUAAACCAGAGGACAUAUCUUCCUCGGCACUCACACUAGUUUCUUCGAGUCUAUCAUUCUGGCAGGACGAGCACAACCUUGCGAAAGAGGAGGAUCGAAUGGCACACAAUCACCAAUUCACUCGACCACAAAGCACCGGCCGACCCAGCGAAAACGAACUAUGGUUCUCCAUGCCUAGUGAAGCAAGGAGCGUCCGAGAACGAUCAAGAUCACGAUCACGAAGUCCGGAACCUACUGCCUUUCAAGCUACAGCGAGCCGGAACAGCGCAUAUAGAUCGGCUGCUCCGGGUCAGUACUCCUCAGUACCGUCGAUCUCGACUACAGAAGAUGGCUUGAAUAAACCGUUACCACCUUCUCCUGAGUCCGAAAAGAAAAAGCGAAAGCCUUCGGCUUUACGCAAUCUCAUACGGCGCCAUCCUUCAGACCAUCUCUCCGAUUCCUCACAUCUCCAGCCACUGCCUUACCAGCAUCAGCGCUCCUCUUCUGCCACGGGACAUUUGAGCCCAGAACCGUUGUAUCAGCCAGUCUAUCAGUCUCGCAGCAUGCCCAAUUCUCCCGCUGCAUUCUCGCAGGACCCACCAACACCUGUGUCAUUUGCCCGUGCUCAUUCCGCCGCAGCAGAUUAUAGCACUCCGAGCUUGUAUGUGCCUUUUUCUCCUCAGCAGCAGCAGCAGCAGCCACGAGCGGUAUCAAUGAGCACCUACUUCGAACCACAACCUCCCCAGUCUCGCCGCACUUUCCCUGAAACGGGAUCUCCUUCCGUAACAAGUCCUCGCGAUUCGUAUUCCACUCGACCACGGCCGCAUACAUGGCUGUCGACCAGAGACCAGAACGAGCCGUUCAAUGACGACACCGACUUUCACUUGUUCGUCGAAGCUACGUCUGGAUUCCAAGACGGCAGUACAGACGAUAACUCGACCACCAGUCCUCAGAUUCGGGAAUCCCUCUUCGGACGAGGACGCCAGAAUGACCGCAUCCCUAUCCCGUUCCAGCAUUCCAUUGCGUCUGCAGCUCGAGAACCAGUCACGAGACCAGAAUAUACCGAAUUUGAGCCUGUGCAUGUUUCAAGCUCAGCGUUGCCUCGUCCAGAUUCGUAUUACUCUCCCCUGCCAUCGCCCGGUAUUAACGUCAUCAACAUGGAGUUAGAGAGGUUAGGGAUCAGCGAUGACGGUGAACCUGACGAGGAGCUACCCAAUUAUGCACAAAGCCAGGCGGAAAUGGCUUCAAAGAGGAGGAAGGAGGCCACAGAACGAGCACGAGAGCUGGAGGCGAGGUGGAAUCGCUCUCGUAGCUGGAGAAGCCGAUGAAACCGCCAGGAGCGAACACAAACAUGUCUUGUUCUGGAAGGGGAGGAUCAGGUGGGCCCGGUUCAUUUCGCUUCAUUAGCCUU